Messenger RNA from Sander lucioperca (pikeperch), 1694 nucleotides. RefSeq names its product ankyrin repeat, SAM and basic leucine zipper domain containing 1 (gene asz1). Gene Ontology annotation, molecular function: protein binding. Lineage: Eukaryota; Metazoa; Chordata; Actinopteri; Perciformes; Percidae. The coding region runs from base 25 to 1455 and encodes 476 amino acids. The record is from RefSeq and is a predicted model, not a curated record. Gene Ontology annotation, biological process: piRNA processing. The transcript has 13 exons. Gene Ontology annotation, cellular component: pi-body.
UCUAGCGGCUACACGAAAUUAGCUAUGGGUAGCUUCACGGAUAACGCUUUCCCAGCUGGAGAUGAAAGCGACGGCAGCAAUGACGAGUGGGACAUCGGGUGUCCGGAUAAAAAGUCUCCCCGCAUUAAGGAUUUGGGUGCUGUUGUACCAAAUGCAUCAGAUAACGUGUUGAUGUUGAAAACAGCCAUCAGUAAAGGAGACAUUGGGACUGUUGAACAGCUGUUGGACAAUGGCAUGGACAUUGAGACCAGGCUUGGCUUUGAAUGGACUCCUCUGAUGUGUGUCGUCAGUGUGGCUAAUUACGACCUGGCAAAACUGCUACUGGACAGAGGGGCCAGUGCCAACUUCAGCAAAGAUCAUUGGACGGUGCUCAUGGCCAGCUGCACAGCAUCUGGCAGUGAAGACAAAAUUGCUCGCUGUGUGGAACUUCUGCUAUCCAGAAAUGCUGAUCCCAACGUGUUGGACAGGUCUCAAAUGACCUGCCUGAUGCUGGCAGCCAGGGACAACCACAGUAAGGUCAUCAACCUGCUUGUCUCCCAUGGGGCAGAAAUCAAUGUCCAGGAUAGCAAUGGAUACACGGCUUUGUCAAUAGCAGUGCAGUAUGGCAGAGAGGAGGCAGUGCUAAAGCUCCUCCAGCUGGGAGCGGACAAAACAUUAAGGAACAAGGCUGGCAAGAGCCCUGCCGACUUGGCUGUGAUUUUCAAACGCACACAGAUAUGCAGGGUCCUGGCCUUUUCGUCCCACAUCUCUACUGUCCAAACCUUCAGCUCCAUGGAGGAGACCCUCUCAAAGUACUUCAAGACAAACUCUGAACCGCCACCUUCCCAAGAAAGUGUAAACAAGCUUGAUGACCUUGAGCUCCUCCUACACGGCCUUGAUCUUGGCUACCUCACCGACAUUAUGACUGAACAUGACAUCACCUGGAGCUACCUGUUGACCAUGGAGAAGGACGACCUGGAGAAGAUUGGGAUCACAGACCCGGUGGACCAGCAGAAGGUGUUGAGUGCUGUGCAGCAGAUGCACCUGGAUAAAGUGGACUUUGACAAAAUCAGCCUGCCAGGAACCGCAGAGAGUGGGGGUGAAGAUCUGCAGAACUUCCUGAUAAGUGUGAGGCAGCAGUGCUGCUACCUGACAGAGACGAUUCAGGACGUCAUCAGCCGUUUUCCCCGCCAAGCUUCUCAGCUAGUCUUCUCACUGGACCCGAAGAAAGAUGCCCAGGCCAUCUGCAACCAGCUGGUGAUCCAGACUAAAGACCUGCAGAAGGAAGUCACCUGCCUCCGCAAUCUUCUAUGCCAGAUGGACGAGGCCGGAGAUUGCGGUCAGCUUCCGAAACCUGAUUCCCACAGCAAUCAGAGGAUGCGUUCCCUGACCACAGUCGCACUGAGUGCGCUCGGAGCCACCGUCCUCUUACUCCUCUACAAAGCUGCCAGUGGGAAGGUUUACCUGCAGAUGUAAAGGAGUGUAAAGGAGUGUGUGUUAAAGAAUAUUUUGUUUUUGAUAACCGUAGAUGAUCAAUUAGAUUAUGGAACAACUGAUUUGUUUUAGGACAUUGUUUGACAAGACAGCAUUUAUAUUUUUGCUGCUGUAACACUUGUUUUCCACUUUGAUCUGUCUAGUCUUGAGUUUAGUUCUGAAUUAUGUUUUAAAGGUUUAAAGUGAAAAUUAAAGUUUCUUAUGAGGAACAAUUUCUUGCA